AUGGGGUCUGCAAAUAUCAGUCAAAUGUUAGCAGAAAUGCGUCAACUUGUUAUGAAUCUUCAGCAUCGGGAACGUAUAAUAGAUAUGGCACUUGCAAAAAGUCAGAUUGUUAGCGACAAAAUUUCUGGAAUGAAAGAGUAUCAGGAAGAAGUAGCAAAUAUGAAUGGAUGCUGGCGAAUGCAAGGUCGAAAAGCAUUAAUAGCUGGACUUCAACAAGAAAAUCGCCAAAUUUUGCAAUUACAAAAUGAAAAUAGUGUAUUAUUCGUAAGGAAGUUCGCAGAAAAUGAGAAGCAGUGGCUGAAAUUCGGCGAAGCUUUAAAAUUGAUCAAGCUGCUGGAUGAUUGUUUCUCAAAAGGUGAAGCUCAAUCCAAUCGUGACCAAGAGACAAUUGCAAGAGUAUCAGCUGAAAAUGCGUGUUUGCGAGAACUUCUUAAUAUUUCAUCAAGAAAUGAACCAGGUGUUUGUAAUUUAUUUUGCACUUGGGCUUCAUCACAACAUAAUUUGAUAAACGGCUUAAUACGAGAAAAUCGCGGCAUUGAGGAGAGUGAAGAAGGUCGAGAAGAAGCUUCAACACCUAGAAGCACUUCUCAAAAUGAUUGGGCUGAUAGUAUUAUCGAUGAUACAUCUUCAGUGGAGCGAUUACAAUUCUUGACUAGGCUGGAUCCAUUAGGUGAAGUCCCAGUACCUGCUCUUCGAAAUGCAACAAUUCAAUGA
This is a messenger RNA of Dracunculus medinensis (Guinea worm), 714 nucleotides long. The record is from the annotation of a GenBank genome assembly. Lineage: Eukaryota; Metazoa; Nematoda; Chromadorea; Rhabditida; Dracunculidae.